This is a messenger RNA of Venturia canescens, 4570 nucleotides long. Its product is annotated as TOM1-like protein 2. Gene Ontology annotation, cellular component: membrane; endosome. Bases 755 to 2539 code for a protein of 594 amino acids. NCBI's taxonomy places the organism in Eukaryota, Metazoa, Arthropoda, Insecta, Hymenoptera, Ichneumonidae. The record is from RefSeq and is a predicted model, not a curated record. The transcript is spliced from 7 exons. Gene Ontology annotation, biological process: signal transduction. Gene Ontology annotation, molecular function: phosphatidylinositol binding; ubiquitin binding; clathrin binding.
UCGUGCCUGUACGUGCGACGAGUUGUCAGUAAGCUCGCGCCCAUAGCUGUAUUUUGACGUAUCCAUCUAUGUGCGACGUUCUGCGUGCAAUCGUGUUAGACGUUUUGUUCCUUGAUAUAUUGCCGUGCAAUAUUUUUUUUAACUCUCUACAUUCGGGAUAUUCUGAAUUAAAUGGUGAACUAUGAGUUAUCUGACAUGGAAAAAAAAUCAGUUCGAAAAUUCAACCAUCCGCGCAUUUGAUUUACUUGAAGCGCCCCAUAUGUGUGUACUCCGGAACGUCAUGGUGUGCGAUCGGUGCGCAAGUAUGCGUCAACGUCUACCCUCUUCCCUCCGCGCCGCGUAACGGCGUAACGUCGUCGGCCCCGACGGUUAUCAUAAUUGCGUUUUCACCGACAUUUUCUUGGAUUAAAAUCCGCGUUCGAUUGUCAACAUACGUAUAUGAAACGCAUUUUUCCGUCGUUUAACACCGAGAUAAUAUUUCAUUCGGGAACGCAUACGUAAAAUUGUUAUAAUUGAAUUUUUUUAAUGAGAUUGUCAUAUGAUUCGGGCACGUAGUAGAAAAAAAAACACCGAGUUUACGUGCGCUAUCAGAAACUUGCGGCUAUAUAGAACGAGCUGCUGUUAUCUGUCACCUGCUGAAAAGCUCCUACAAGGAAUACUCUCAAGUGCCUCGUAGUAAUAAUUAUUAUUAUAUCAAUAACAAUAACGUUAAUAUACUUAUAAAAAUAAUAUUCGGUUUAUUUGAUCGAGCGAAAUGUCAUUCUUUGGAGUAAAUGUUAAUCCCUUCUCAACUCCGGUUGGACAGAGAAUCGAACAAGCUACCGAUGGAAGUCUGCCUAGUGAAAAUUGGGCUCUCAACAUGGAAAUAUGCGACAUUGUCAACGAAACCGAAGAUGGCCCACGAGAUGCAAUCAAAGCUAUUAAACGCAGACUCAAUCAAGCUGCGAGCAAAAAUUACACGGUCGUCAUGUAUACUCUUAUAGUAUUGGAAACAUGCGUCAAAAAUUGUGGCAAACGCUUUCACACACUCGCCUGCAGUCGUGAUUUCGUUCAAGAUCUGGUUAAAACCAUUGGACCAAAGAACGAACCUCCAACAGUCGUUCAGGAAAAAGUUUUAAGCCUCAUUCGUACCUGGGCUGAUACCUUCCGUCAUCAACCACACGCCCAAGGUGUUUGUCAGGUCUAUCAGGAACUCAAAGCCAAAGGAAUACAAUUUCCUAUUACUGACCUGGAUACCAUGGCUCCUAUCAUUACACCUGAGAGGAGCGUACCAGAAACUGAACAAACAUCCGCAGCGAACAUGGGACUUGGGAGUGGAUUGGCACAAGGACAAACGCCAGUGGUUCAAGCCGGGGCGACAAUGCCGACGCAUCCUAGCCAAGGAAAAGAGGAUGCGAUUGGAGAAGAGGCGAAUCAUCAACAGCAACAGCCGACGUUGCAUCAUGGAAAUCCAUCAGCAGGUGGAGCGUUGAACAUCGGUGUUUCCGGACAGCCGCUGCACGAGGAACUUAUAGCGAAACUGCGAAGUGAGCUCGACGUGGUGCAAGGCAACAUGACAGUUUUGUCUGAGAUGCUAGCUUAUCUGACGAGUCCUGAGCAAACCGCUGGAAAUCGGCAGCCGGAGGCUGCUGAUCUUGAACUUUUGCAACAGCUGUAUGCAACCUGCAAAUCCAUGCAAGAGCGCGUGGUAGAAUUGAUCGGCAGACUCGUUGAUGACGAAAUGACCGCUGAACUUUUACGUAUCAACGACGAGCUCAAUAAUCUUUUCUUACGUUACUCUCGUUACACUAAAAAUAAGGUCGGAGGCCAACAACCCGCAGCUGCGAGCGCUAUUCUCGCUCGAACCAUCGGUCAACAACCUUCGGCAGUCGGCAACCCCCUUUCUGGCCCACAUUCCACUCCGAGCAAACGAACCGGCGAACCUGACUCUCUUAUCGAUCUCUCGGACGGUGUCGAUUCUCUCAAUACUCAGAUUUCCGAUUUAGGUAUUUCCGGAGACGGCCCGAUGGCCGCAAGAGGAGGAGCGGCAGCUCCGGGACACCACAAGGACAAGGAGCACGACAGCGACGAGUUCGAUAUGUUUGCUCAGUCUCGAAAUGCUACUUACGAAACAACAAAAAAUAGUGGUAGUAAGUACGAGGACAACAUGGAAUCAGUGAGUGAAGGUGUCGGUCUAAGUACGGCGAUUCUCAAUCGUGCCAAUCCAAAACCAAGUCCCCAGCAUCAGCAACACAACGCCGCAACCGGCAUUCCUCCUUCGAGUACUUCAAACCCGAGCCGAGAGUCCGAGUUCAACGAAAUGGCCGCGUGGUUAGAUCAUACGCCUGGGGAUCGAGGUGACACGGAGUCAUUGACGUCGUCGGAAUUUGAGAGAUUUUUAGCUGAACGUGCAGCUGCAGCGGAAGCACUUCCGACUCUGCCAGUUGUAACUGCAGCCCCAGCGCAAAGUUCGACCUCGAGCCCAGCCCCAGGCUCGACGGGCACGAAUAUCCAACGUCAGAUAAACAAGGACCAGGACAAGUCGCUCUUCGCCCUUUAAUCAAAGCUGCUUCCUUAGCGUGUCGAUCGAGAUCGGGAACUCGGUCAUUUUUUGCUUCUACGUACUUACACACAAACUCGCACACCAACAAGUUGACACUAAACACACGUACGAACACGAAUACAAGCAAAAAACGAAGGCGAACAACCACGGAAAAACUACGGAAAUAACACAAGCGGGGAAGAAUUAUUGUUAUACGUAAUAAGUCAAAAUUGAACAAGAUCGAUCGACGAUACGUUGGUAAUAUUAGAUAUUUAUAUAUGAAAUAUAAUAUUAUACAUCUAUGAUAUAUAAUAUAUAAAAUAUUAUAAAACAGACUAAGUCAAUUGAAUUGAAACGAACGAAUAUUUCGAAAAGAAAGCCUUUAACAAAGAGAUGGUUGAUAUCUUAAAUAUCGAGUUUUUAGAGGCGCAAAAAAUAUAUUUCUUCUUUUGUAACUAUAAUCUGAAUCAAUCCAAUGAAUUAUUCCAUGAGUUGACCCAAUCGACAGAUCUUGAGGUGGUGAACUCACUUUUUUUAAAUCAGAAUUUCUGUUUUUCUCAGUAAUUUUGUUUCCGAUUCCAUUAUAAAAUGUUUUUAAGUAUAAUUAGUAACUGCGAAUAAAACUGUAGAUUUCUGAUUUCAAUAAACAGAGUUGAGUAUAAAAUAACGUCGAAAACGUCGUUCGGCGACAAUUGUAAGAAUUUUCACGCUCAUUGCCUUUGAAUCCAGCUUCAAUGUAGAUCUUCACCUAGUGAAAUGCUUCUCUUCGGAUUAUUCAUCGUCUCAACCUGGAUGACCCACUCUGUGCGUAAUGUUAUAUGUAAUAUAUGAAAUAACAUUUAUAAUAUUAUAUAUAUAUAUAUAUAUAUAUAUAUAUAUAAAUAUACAUACAGAGUAUCCUUGCAACCGAUGGUUGUAAACGUACCGUUGAGGCCGUUAAGAAUGAAGUAAAAACAUGGGAUCAAUAUUGCGCUCACUGCGAGCCAACGUCCAACGAUUUAAGAAUUAUCGAAAAAACAACCUCGCGUUCCAAGGUUGUCCAUUAAUUUCCUUUUUCUGAAUAAACAACUCGAAAUAUUGGUCUCCUCAUUUUACUUUUAAUUUUCAAACGAAGAGACUACAGUUGAUGAAAGCGCCCAGCUUCGUUAACUGUGGCAAUUGAUCACUUCGACCCGGCGAUUGUGAUGGAAAAAAAUGUCCAACUUUACAACCAUUUCGUUAUAAUAUUAACUAACGACAUCGCCGACCAUCGAUUGCGGCUUAUCCUGUAUGCAUAUUAUAAAUAUUAUCUGAAAUAAAGCAGCGCGUUAUCUCGGUUGCACCGCAUUUAGUUUCACAUUUAGGGCGUAGGUGACACUAAUUUAUGUUAUUUGUAUAUAAAAGCGUAAUCGCGUUCACUACUACCGCUACAUACAUUGCUGAUCUACUGUAACUUUCUAUAGUGUAUUUGAAAUUCUCUCCUGAAACUUUUGGAAUACACUCAUAGUGACACCACUCGACACGUGCACGGAUGACGUACGGAAUAUAAUAAAUAAAUCUAUAUAUAUCGAUGUGUAUACACAACUGUUUUAAAUGAAAGAAAGAAAAAAAAAGCGAAAAGAAACUGAAUCUGAAAAUAAUUCAAAGGAUAAUUAAGAGAGAAAAAACGAAGAAUCGUUGUGUUGCAAGGCCGGAGCCCCGCGCGCGUGUGUGUCUAAAAUUUGGGCUUUUACACCGCACAAAGCAACGAAAAGAUAAAACGUUAAAACUACCUGUCUCGAAAAUAAAUGUAUAUGUUCGCUGUGUUUUUUCGGCAUGUUGCAAUUACUACAUUGGUACUGGAAUUGGCAUUAUUUAAAUGUACAUUUAAUUAUGUAACGAAUAUUAUAUUAUUGGCGACGAGCGCGGUGGAUCCAAAGAAAUCCCAUAAUAUUGAAAAAAAAAAAAACGAAAAAGAGAAAGGUAGCUGGAGACAACGUCAAAAUAUGCAACAUAUUUUUAAGAUGCUAAUAGAGACAGCUGUUGGCGAUGAAACUCGAAUAAAUAUAACUAUAUGCUGAAAAAAACUAA